Coprinopsis cinerea okayama7#130 is the source of this 3028-nucleotide messenger RNA. Its product is annotated as copper radical oxidase. NCBI's taxonomy places the organism in Eukaryota, Fungi, Basidiomycota, Agaricomycetes, Agaricales, Psathyrellaceae. The transcript has 17 exons. The record is from RefSeq and is a predicted model, not a curated record. The coding region runs from base 11 to 3028 and encodes 1005 amino acids.
CUCGCCUACCAUGGCUUUCUCUAGGGCUCUGUCCCGGGCUGCUCUUUUGAUUUCAGUCAUUCCUUUGGUUUCUGCUGAACACAUUCAUUCAACCUCUUUCCGCCAUCGUCGACAGACCAUCCCUUCCGAACUCCCUGGAACAUGGACCUCCCAAGGAUGCGUUACCGAGGGCACGACCGGACGCGCUCUCACAGGGCCAACCUACGCGAGUGGCGACGACAUGACCAUUGAAAACUGCAUCGCCUUCUGUGAUGCCCAAGGUGCCAUCUACGCCGGCGUCGAGUUCUCUGCGGAAUGCUUCUGUGGUAACACGCUGAGCAAUGGAGGAGGCUUAGAGGCUCCAGCGGGCGAGUGCAACAUGCCCUGCAGCGGCAACUCGCUCCAGCCCUGUGGUGGCCCCGGCCGACUCAACCUCUUCUGGAACGGCGACGAGCCUGCUCCUCCCCCAUCCAUCAUCCCCCAAGUAGGCGACUGGGAAUCACUCGGCUGCUACAGUGACGGUGUCAAUGGACAGCGAACCCUUGGGACUGGCGUGACCGUUACUGGUCCGUUGACACUCGAGAAGUGCACCGAUGCCUGCUUCAAUGCUGGAUACCGUCUCGCUGGUGCUGAAUACGCUGCCGAAUGCUUCUGCGGUAAUUUCAUCAACCAGGGCGCACCUGUCCCCGAUGGCCAAUGCAACAUGCCCUGCGCGGGCAACGGGUCACAGUUGUGUGGUGGCCCUGACCGACUCAACAUCUACAACUACACUGGUACGGCCCUGCCCCCUGGCGGUGGUGUGCCAGGCGGACCACAACCCGUCGAAGAGGGUCUUCCCGAGCCCUGGACGUAUGGCGGCUGCUGGGUUGACAACGCAAACGGCCGCGUCUUCACCCAUGGCAUGGGCACCUCUCCCACUCAAACCGUCCAAACCUGUAUCGCAGCCUGCCAAACUGCCAACUUUACCCUUGCUGGUAUCGAGUUCGGCGUCGAGUGCUUCUGCGGCAACACCCUCGUCAACGGUGCAGAGCAAGUCGCCGAUGGCCAGUGCAGCAUGGAAUGCGGCGGUGAUUCUGAACAAGCCUGUGGCGGACCCAGCCGACUCUCCGUCUACACCUCCACCGGGAACGUCGAGGCCCUCCCUGUGCCCACCACCCAGACCGACAACCUCCCCGGCAACUGGGAGUACCGCGGCUGCCUUGUUGAGGCCGUUGGACGACGGAUGUUCCCCAACCAGAUCCUUUGGGAGCGCAACAACAGUGCUGUCGCGUGUAUGGAACAGUGCGCGAAAUUCGGGUACCCGGCUUCUGCUACUGAGUUCGGAUAUGAGUGCUACUGUGGCGAUCCCUCCGAUGUUGACGAGUAUGGUGGUGUCUUUGUCGAUGAUGAUGAGUGCUUCAUGCCCUGCCCUGGCGAUCCUACCCAUGUCUGUGGUGCUGGCAACCGUCUCACCACGUACUACUGGAAUGGAGUCAUGCAGGAGUGGAAGACGCCUGCUGUUACCGGACACUAUGAAUUCUUCAUGCCUGGCAUUGUCAUUCCCUUGAUCACCACCGUCGGCAUCAACAACAAGGUUACCAUGCUCGAGAAAUACGGAACUGGUUACCCCAACUCCACCGGCGCCUACGAACUCGACAUCAGUCUCGCCCCAUCCAUGACCGCCUGGCGUGAAAUGAACGUCAAGACCGACGUCUUCUGUGCAGGCAGCGUUAUCCUCCCCGACAAAGCCGGUCGACAACUCAACGUCGGCGGGUGGUCUCUCGACUCAACCUUUGGCGUCCGCCUCUUCACCCCCGACGGCGUCGAGGGCACCAACUCGACCAACGACUGGGAAGAGGACUUCCACUCGCUCGCUCUGCAACGUGGACGCUGGUACCCCACCGCUGCUGUCCUCGCCAACGGCACUGUCCUGGUCAUUGGUGGUGAGACUGGCAGCAACGGACCGCCCCAGCCUAACCUCGAGCUGUUGCCCAAGCCUGAGGGAGGCGAUACGGUUAUCCACCUUGACUGGCUUGAGAGGUCGGAUCCGUACAACUUGUACCCCUUCGUCGUCGUUUUGCCUAGCGAGAACGUCUUCGUGGCGUACUGGAAUGAGGCUAGGAUUCUUGAUCCUGUUACCUUUGAUACUAUCAAGGUCUUGCCUAACAUGCCUGGUGCUGUCAACGAUUUCCUCGGCGGUCGUACCUACCCUCUCGAAGGCGCCAUGAUCCCCAUCCCUCAACACGCCCCUUACACCGACCCCCUCGAAGUCCUCAUCUGCGGUGGCUCCACCAUCGGUGCCGCCUACGCCCUCGACAACUGCGUCCGCGGUGCCCCCGAGGCCGAAAACAUGGAAUGGGUCAUCGAGCGCAUGCCCUCGCGCCGCGUCAUGCCCUGCAUGGCCGCCCUCCCCGACGGCACCAUCUUCAUCGCCAACGGCGCGCACCAUGGCGUCGCCGGCUUCGGUCUGGGCGAGGACCCCAACCUCCAGGCUAUCCUCUACGACCCGUACGAGCCUGUGCACCACCGCUUCUCCAUCCUCGGCAGCACCGACAUUCCUAGGAUGUACCACUCCGAGGUGUCGCUGCUCGCAGACGGCAGGAUCCUCAUUUCCGGCUCUGACCCGGAGACGAACUGGCCUAACGGCACCGCCAGGUACCCGCAGGAGUUCAGGCUGGAGCUGUACAUCCCGCCCUACCUCAUCGGGCGCACGCAGCCGACCUUUGACCUGCCCGUGUCGGACUGGGCCUACGGCGAGACCUACACCAUCACCAACAUCAACCGCGCGCACGGGGACGGGCCGAUCCGCGUCUCCCUCCUGGCUGCUGCGUCGAGCACGCACGGGAACACGAUGGGCGCCAGGACGAUUUUCCCGGAGAUUAGCUGCACGGGUACGACGUGCAGUGUGGUUGCGCCGCCGCAUGCGGGUGUGUCGCCGCCUGGAUGGCAUAUGUUGUUUGUUUUGGAUGGGCCGACGCCGUCUCAUGCCAAGUGGGUUAGGAUUGGUGGUGACCCGGCUGGGUUGGGUAAUUGGCCGGAUUUGCCUGGGUUCACUUUGCCGGGUGUUUAA